CCUUAAUUUGAUCCAUUCUCAUAAUUUCCUCAUAUUCCCCGCUCAGAUCACAACAAAACCUUCAGAUAUCAGAUAUGGAAGCGUAUUCUUCUUACUCUUCUUCAUCCUCGUCUACGUACUCGACACCGAAAGCAAAGGCUAACUCUUUGCAUUCCUCAGUACUCCAUACAGUUCGAAAGUCUCCAGCAAAGCCAGGGAAGAAGCCGGCUGUAGCGCCACCGCUGCCUCCAAAACCGCCUAGAAUAUACAAGGUGGAUCCCGUUAACUUCCGGGACGUUGUCCAGAAGCUCACCGGUGCAACCGAGUUCCAGCCUCGGCGUCUUCAAAGCGCGGCGCCUCCUCCGCUCAAUGUUCUCGCGCCGCCGCCAUCGUCUGCAGAGCCUCCGCAUGAGCAGCUCCAGCUUCCUACAGCAAAAACAGUACCGUUCUGGGCAGCGUACCCUCAGGACAUGAUGUCUGGAACACAUACACAGGAAAUCAUGAAAUCCCAGAAAAUGUCUGAUAGCACUGAAGAGUCGCCAUUUUCGCUUGGGAUGAUGAAUCAGCCUCCCACGUCUCAUAAUUGGUUUUCUUUCCCUCUUCUGAGUCCAGGAACCAUUUCCAGUCUGGACCAGAGCACGUACGGUUCCUUAGCUCUUUGAUCACUUAAUUAGACUGCAUGUUCUCCUUGUCUUUGGCCGCCAUGGCUAACUAGCUAGAUAUUGUCAACGCAAGACGACGAUAAGCUAGAGCUACAUUUUCAUUUACGACUUCAUUGUUUCAUUUACUACUUCAUUGUAACCAGUAUUUACUGUAUGUUCAUAAAUAUAAGCUAAUAAUAAUAUACUUCUUUGCGUCAA
Molecule: messenger RNA, 839 nt
Organism: Alnus glutinosa
Lineage: Eukaryota; Viridiplantae; Streptophyta; Magnoliopsida; Fagales; Betulaceae
Exons: 1
Coding region: 75-641 (188 amino acids)
Source: RefSeq, a predicted model, not a curated record